This is a messenger RNA of Carassius auratus (goldfish), 4223 nucleotides long. RefSeq lists its product as uncharacterized. Bases 332 to 4207 code for a protein of 1291 amino acids. Gene Ontology annotation, molecular function: protein binding. The transcript is spliced from 13 exons. Lineage: Eukaryota; Metazoa; Chordata; Actinopteri; Cypriniformes; Cyprinidae. The record is from RefSeq and is a predicted model, not a curated record.
AGAAGACUUCAAGGAUUGAAGAUUGAAGACAGAAGAAGACGGAGUGGUUGAAAAUCUGAAUAUUUUUACAAAUACCGACCUCUGAUGCAACAGGUAAGCUAGGCAUGGUUUUCAUGGUGAGUUUAUUUUGUCGUUACAGUAUAUCGUGAUUUUUCCUACCUCUUUUGGCUGCAUUGUAGCUAACGUUAGCGACAUAAUAUUACUAUUAGCAGUUAGCUUAACCUAAUAGCAUGUCACCACGGACAUGACAGCGGGGCAGAGACGGGGUGCAGUGAAGUCCUGUCGUUAAAAGUGGAGUUGGUUGUGAAUUGUGAGGUUUUUAUGGGCCAUUAUGUCCACAAGGAGGAUGAGGAAAAAGCCUAUAGAUGAUGCAAAGACAUACAUUCUGUCUUGCACUGACAAGGAUGGGUUUAUGCCAAGAUUCAUUGACCAUUACAAAGGAAGAGGAGUGUUUCCCACACACCCCAUUGAACCCGGGGACUUCGUGUUGGAGUACAGGGGUAAACUCCUCACACAGGUGGAAUGCAAGUCAAGAAAAUACUCAGAGAUUGAAAGCACAUUUCUCUUUGACUUUCAGUGGCAGAAUCAUCACUUAUGCCUGGAUGCAUCUGAAGAAGAUGGAUCUCUCGGAAGAUUGGUCAAUGACAACCACAAAAAUCCAAAUUGCGUUAUGAAAAAAAUCAUAGUUGACGACAAACCACAUUUGUGCCUUUUUUCUCUGAAGAAAAUAGAAAUAGGAGAUGAAAUUGAUUACAACUAUGGCGAUUCAAAAUGGCCUUGGCGCAGUAAGUUGAAAAAAAACCAAGCUCCAGCCGCAGCAUUAGAGAAUGAGACCAGCCCUGUUCCUCAGAUCCUAAAUGAUGGACCAAACCCAGAUCAGACCUGCACACAGGUGAAAGGCCUUCAGACUCCAGCCGCAGCAUUAGAGAAUGAGACCAGCCCUGUUCCUCAGAUGCUAAAUGAUGGACCAAACCCAGAUCAGACCUGCACACAGGUGAAAGGCCUUCAGACUCCAGCCGCAGCAUUAGAGAAUGAGACCAGCCCUGUUCCUCAGAUGCUAAAUGAUGGACCAAACCCAGAUCAGACCUGCACACAGGUAUUUACUGUCCAAGGAUUUUCACUGGUUGAUUAUCCAUAUAGUGAUGAAACUGAUGAGGAUGGUAUGGAAAACGAACCUCCCACCCCACACCUGGAUGUCAUUUUAGGGCAGAAUGAUAUUGGCCCAGAUGUUUCAAAUCAUUUGUACGAUUCAGAUGAAACUGUUGUGAAAGAAACUUGUGAUGAGGCUUCUCCAAGCAACCAUUCCAACAAUCAAUCGGAUGAUGAACUUGUUCCACCACUGAGACGCACAAAAAGCAUUAUGAUGGAUAGAGUACAAGAUUUUACCCACAGUCUCUAUGAUAGUGACAGCCCAGAGGAGACUACUUUUUUUAAGCCUGAAAGGGAUUCACAGAAGCUGAGAAGAAGGUCUUGCCGUCCCAUUCAGAUGAAUCUCAUGGAAUCGGAUGACUCAAACUUAGGUAGCGAAGAGGAGUAUAUUCCAAAUCCCAUAGAUGAAAGCACAGAAAGUGAUAGCAGUAUGGAAUUAACCCUGGGAAAGGAAAAAAAGAACAAAGGUGCAUCAUCCAGUCAGAGCAAGUUUAAGCCCAGAGAGAGAAGUAGAUCCUCCCGAGAGAGUAGAAGCGAGUCCUCCAGACAGAGCAAGUCUAAGCCCAGGGAAAGUGGAAGUAGAUCCUCCAGAGAGAGUGGAAGCGAGUCCUCCAGACAGAGCAAGUCUAAGCCCAGGGAAAGUGGAAGUAGAUCCUCCAGAGAGAGUGGAAGCGAGUCCUCCAGACAGAGCAAGUCUAAGCCCAGAGAGAGAAGUAGAUCUUCCAGAGAGAGUAGAAGCGAGUCCUCCAGACAGAGCAAGUCUAAGCCCAGGGAAAGUGGAAGUAGAUCCUCUAGUCAUAGCCAAUUUGACUUUAGCCAGAGAAGACUUUUGGAAAGAUGUCAUGAUCCCACACAAAGAUUUCCAAAUAGCAGAGUUGAUGGGAAUGAAAAGGAAAUCGCAACAUAUUCUGAAAACAACGUUUCAGUGCCCCUGGAAGAAGAGCAGUAUAUCAUUGUCAGUCCAACUUUAAAGAAAGAUGAUGGAUCCAGAAGCUAUAACAAGAAACAUUUCUGCUUUUAUUGCAGGAAGUUUGUCCAGAAAAUGUCAAGACACUUGUGGCGUAAACACCAAGAUGAAUUGGAUGUUGCGAAAGCAUUCAGUUUUCCAAAAAACUCAAAGGAAAGAAAACUACAAUUGGACUACAUACGAAAUAAGGGAAAUUUCGAGCACAACAGUCAUGUUUUGGAAACACAAAAAGGAAAACUAAUCCCAUGUAAACAACCAGGAAAAAAAUCAGAGGGACAUAAAUUUGCACAUUGCAUUCACUGCUAUGGGCUGUUCUCAAGAAGAGCGAUGUGGCGGCAUUUCAAGGUCUGCAGCUUCAAACCCGAAAGUACUAAACCAGGUAAAAAUAGAGUUCAGGCAUUGUGUGCUUUCGCUGAACCUUCUCCAUCGGAAUAUACAGACGCGUAUUGGAAGUUCUUGAGUGUAAUGAUUCAGGACAAGAUUGCAGUUGCAAUUAAAGGAGACAACUGCAUCCUCAAUUAUGGUUUCAGGUUGUUCAAAAAGAAUGAGAAGAUAGUCAGUCAACACCAGUAUAUACGCCAAAAACUGAGAGAACUUGGCAGGCUUUUAUUGGAAGCUAAAAAAAUCACACAUGUGAAGACCAUUCAAGAACUCAUCAAACCUGAACAGUACUCCCAGGUUGUCAGAGCUGCAAAGAACCUAUCUGGAUUCAGUGAGGAAACUGGCAUAUACCAAUGUCCCUCUCUUGCACGCAAGGUAGGGCACAGCCUGCAUUCGUUGGCUAUGUUUAUCAAGUCCGAAGGACUGAAAAAGAAAGAUAAAGAAACCAUUAAAGAUGCUGAGGAGUUUGCACAGUUGUAUUUAGAGAGUUGGAGGUUUGAUAUUGCAGGCCAGGCAUUAACCCAGCUUAACCGGGCCAAAUGGAAUGCACCGCAACUUUUACCUCUUACACAAGAUUACCAAAGGCUACAUUGCUAUCUAGAAGAAAAACUGCAGCAACAUCUCAAAGAUUUAAAAGAACAUCGUUCAUCCACAAAUUGGAAGGAACUUGCAAAAGUAACGCUGACUCAAGUUAUGCUUUUUAAUCGGCGGAGAGCAGGUGAAGUGUCCCGAAUGCGCCUGUCUGCAUACUUAUCGAAGGACACAUCAGAGGAACAGGGAGAUGUAAAUUUGGCCCUCACAGCGCUUGAGCAGAAGCUUUGCAGGCAUUUUGUGCGAAUAGCAAUUGUUGGAAAAAGAGGAAGGAAGGUUCCUGUUCUUCUAACCCCAUCAAUGAGAGAAUCACUUGAUGCUCUUACUGAGAGCAGAGAAGAAUGUGGGGUGCUGAAGGACAAUGAAUAUCUGUUUGCAUUGCCACAAUCUGACCAUUACCUCAGGGCUUGUGACUGCUUGAGGCAAUUUGUCAGUGAAUGUGCAGACAUAAAAAAUCCUCAAGCGCUAACAUCAAUUCAACUGAGGAAACAUAUUGCUACCCUGUCUACUGUUCUGAACCUUAAAACCACCGAGCUCGACCAGUUGGCAGACUUCCUUGGUCAUAAUAUCGCUGUUCACAGGAAACACUACAGGCUCCCAGAAAGCACCCUACAAUUAGCCAAAGUAAGUAAAGUCCUUCUGGCAAUGGAACAAGGACGCCUAGGAGAUUACAAAGGAAAGAGCCUCGAUGAAAUACAAGUCGAUGUAAAUGAGACCAUUGACAUGGAGGGACCUUUAGCAGAGGACAUUGAAGAUGUCAGUAUGCUAGGAGAAGAUGGGUCAGAUGAUGAGGUCAGCAUGUCAUCCACGCAAGAAUGUACCUCCACAUCACAAAGUCAAAACCAGGGAGUGUCUGCCACCGAUGUCAGUAUGCCAAGAGAAGAGGGGUCAGAAGAUGAGGUCAGCAUGUCAUCCCUGCAAGAAUGUUCCUCCACAUCACAAGUCCAAAACCGAAGUGUGUCUGCAAAAAAGAGAGGUAAGCUUUGGGGCUUGCACUCUCUUUUGGGCCAGAGCUGCUCAUUUAUUUUUAAGGGCUUUUACUUUGCUUCCUUGACUCAACACUUGAAAUAUGUCUGUCCCUCCUUAUUGUCUGGUGCCACAAGCCUGACAGUGGCUUGAAAGAAGCUGUUGCAGG